Knipowitschia caucasica is the source of this 1572-nucleotide messenger RNA. The record is from the annotation of a GenBank genome assembly. Lineage: Eukaryota; Metazoa; Chordata; Actinopteri; Gobiiformes; Gobiidae.
AUGGGCACACAGCGAAACGGCUUCAGAAAGGAGAGUUUUAUUCUUUCUGUGGACGUUGGGACGACUUCCAUCAGAUGUCACGUUUACGACAAGCAGGCGAAAGUCAGGGGGUCGUGCGUCAGUAAGGUGGUUCUCGUGUAUCCAGAGGACGGACACGUGGAGAUCGAGCCGGACGCUCUGUGGAAGGGAUUUAUUACUGUGGUCAUUGGAGCCGUCCAAGAUGCAGGGAUCCAGAUGCGUCAGAUCGAGGCCCUGGGGAUCUCCACACAGAGAGCCACGUUCACCACAUGGGACCGGAGGACUGGGGUUCCCUUCCAUAACUUCAUCACGUGGCAGGAUCGCCGAGCCGCAGAACUGGUCAAGUCCUGGAACAGGUCGUGCACCAUGAAAGCCAUCCACGGCGUGAUGAAGGCGCUGUACUUCCUGAGUCGGCAGAAGCGAUGUCUGGCCGCCAGCCUCAUCGUGUUUUCCACUCAACACGUGACGCUGAGGCUGGUCUGGGUCCUCAGCCACUACUCACAGAUCAGACAGGCCGCCUCUGAAGGGAAUUGUUGCUUCGGGACAAUAGACACCUGGCUGUUGUUCAAACUCACAAAAGGUCGUGUUCACGCCACAGACUUCUCCAACGCCAGCUCCACAGGGAUGUUUGACUCCUAUCAGAUGUGCUGGAGCGAGUUCUUGUGCUUCGUCUUGUCGCUGCCUUUGUCCAUUUUACCUUCAGUUCAAAACACAAACCACGACUUCGGCAGCACUGAUCCGUCCAUCUUCGGAGAGUCCAUCCCCAUCCGCUCCUUGGUGGCAGACCAGCAGGCCGCCAUGUUUGGAGAAUGCUGUUUUGACGUGGGCGACGUGAAGAUCACCAUGGGAACCGGGACCUUCAUGGACAUCCACACAGGCAGCAAACCGCACACCUCUGUGGCAGGCCUGUACCCUGUUGUGGGCUGGAAGAUGGGAGCAGAGGUGGUGUAUCUGGCCGAGGGCAACGCAGCGGACACUGGGACCGCCAUCAAGUGGGCUCAGGAGCUCGACCUGUUUACUGACGUGAAGGAGACCAGUGCCUUGGCCUACAGUGUGAGGGACUCGGGCGGAGUGUGCUUCGUGCCUUCCUUCAGCGGACUUCAGGCGCCUCUGAACGACCCCAAAGCCUGCGCCUCCUUCAUGGGCCUCAAACCCUCUACCUCCAAGUCACACCUGGUCCGCGCCAUUUUGGAGUCCAUCGUUUUCAGAAACAAACAGUUGUAUGAGACGAUGCUCAGAGAAACACGGAUUCCAAUCACAAAAAUCAGAGCGGACGGCGGAGUCUCCUCUAACGACUUUGUGAUGCAGCUGACGGCCGACCUGUUCGCCCGGAAAGUGGCCCGACCGGAGCACUGCGAGAUGUCGUGUCUUGGCGCGGCGUACGUGGCGGGGCUGGCGGUCGGUUUCUGGAAGAGCAAGGAGGAGCUGAAGAAGCUUCAGAGCACAGACAAGUUGUUUUUACCUCAGGGACCCCCAAAAGACCAGGACUACUGCAGCCUGCUCCAGAGCUGGGAGAGGGCGCUCAGGAGAUCCAUGAACUGGUACAGGCCCUGA